UUACAGGGAUGGUGUCAGAAGGGACAGAGCUGAGAAAAGGAGCAGCUGGCACAGAUGUGUUGAAACCAGUGAGUAAAGUCAGUGCCCCGGAGGAAACUUUGGCACCAAUUACUCCCCCGACAUCCCCGACUUCUGGAACUGCCUGGGGUGGCCAGUUUGCACCUACCAUAGUCAAGGAUGUGAACCCAGAAGUGCUCAGGAGUGGUGUUGCCUACCUGCCCGGUACGAGAGAUAAAUCGGGGCGUGCCGUGGCCAUAAUAACGACAAGGAACACGGCCUGGCUGAACCCCCACUGCAACACCACCGAGCUCGUGCGGCUGCUCCUCUACCUGCACAGCAUCCCCAGACCAGAAUGCCAGGCUUUGGGUCUGACUGUUCUUGUGGAUGCUCGUCGCUGUUCCCCUGUUCCUGCUCUCUUCAAGGCCUUCAGCAUAUUGCAGGACAUGGAUCCCCCUUGCAUUCAUGGGGUACUGCUUCUGGUUGAAAGAGAUCUGACUUUUCGGAUGGAGAAGCCACCAGCAGGACAGUUUGAACUCCUCACCUCCAUGAAAUCCCUCCAUAAGCACAUAGACAGCUCACAGCUGCCUCUGGAACUGGAUGGGACCUUCCCCUACUGCCACCGGGACUGGCUGAGCUUCCGCAUGAAGCUGGAACACUUGCUACAAGGAUGCCAAGGUGCCUGUGCCUUCCUUCAGGGAGCUAUCCAUAAAGUGGAAUCUGGAAAAUUACCAGGAAAAGCUGAGGAUGCAGCUGUGCUGCUGAGGACCUACAGGCAGUUGAUGAAGAACGUUCUGGAAGACACGCGGCUGGUCAGGCUGCAGCUGGAGGGUGGAGCGCUCCUGGCCAGGCUGAGGAAGGAGGAGUCUUGUGUCACCCUCACCCAUGACUACAGAGAUGCCCUGGAUGCUGCCAGCGUGCUCUAUAAUCGGGUCGAUGAGGGCGUUCACCGGCUGGUGAUGCUGUCAAACAAGCGCAUCCAGGAGCUGGAGCUGGUGAUGGAGUUCGAGAAAGUGGAAGAGUGUUUUAAGGAGGUCAGCAGUUGGAUUGAGAAUGUUGGCAGAAAAGGGCUAAAGGGAACCGUCAACCUGGAUGAUUCUUUGGAGAUGCUGCUUCAAGCGCAAAAGCAGUUCAAGGAGUUUGAUCUUGUUGCCAGUGAAUACUGCAAAAGGGGACAGGAAGCAUUAAAGAAGAUGGAUCGAUGGGAAGACUUUUCCUCUGUGGAUGUGCAUUCUUACAGGGUGAAGCUGCAGACCUACAGAGAUCAGCUGGAGGAGUUCUGCACUCAGCUGGAUGAAACCAGGCACCGAAUCUCUGAAACGGUCAGGCUGUAUGAAUUCUUUGACAAGGCGUACGAGUGGGCCUUGGAAGGGAUGCGACACCUCGCCUGUGUCAGCAUGGAGGACUGCAGCUCCCCCGAGCACUGUGCAGAUGUGAUCAAGUGCCUGGAGAGUUACAAGGGGCAGCACCCCGACAUCAGCGCUGCCCGCUUCCAGGAGAUGAAGGACUUGGCCUGUGAGCUGAAGAGUGACAAGGGGCUCAAGCAGUGGAAAUUCGCGUGGUCUAAAUGUCAGGAGACCAAGCUGGUUUUUGAAAAGAAACUGGAAGCGGCCUUGAGAACGAGGAAGUCUCUGCUGUCAGAGCACAGCCCAGCUGCCGGGGAGCAGCCCCAGGGUGGCAGCGAGGCUGGCAGUCUGUUCCACUGGAGGCACUCCGAGGGAGCCACCUCCAGGUCCCACUGGGACAGGACUUACAGCGCAUCCCACUGUUACAACAGGUCCAACUGCUCUCUGGAGUGGACUAAGGAGAAAGUUCCCUCGCCCUCCCUGAGCUGCCCCGCUGAUGUCGGGGCUGGGGAAGACGCUGCCAGCCAAACUGCUCUCAGCCCUGGCCCUCACUCAAGCAGAGUUUUUUUUGCCAGCGGGGCCUGCAAGUCUCCAAAGCUGCCUGAAGAACAGCCAAACCUCGAGAGCAUCUUAGAAACCUCGGAGGUGAAGCCACCCUCUGCAUCCACUCCGGCCCCCGGGAAGCUGCCUCCGAGGAGGGUGCUCCGGAAGGCCCAAAGCUUCGACCUCCCUUGCGGGGAGAGCCUGUGGUCGAGCUGCCAGAGGAGCGAGCCGGUCAGGUACGGCAACACCGGCGUCUUCAUCAAGGGGCUGGAGGUGAGCAGCACCGAGCUGGUGGACAGGACGUUCGCGCUGCGGCAGCCGGCGGCUCACAGCUGGGCUGCAGACUGCCUGCUCGAGGGGCACAGGGGCUGCCUCUCCGCCUCGGAAGCCAAGAGCUGGGGCAGCAAACUGCGGCACAUCAUCGACGAGAUGGUCACCACAGAGCGGGAGUAUGUGAGGUCGCUGCGCUACAUCAUCGACAGCUACUUCCCCGAGAUGGAGCGCCUCGACCUGCCCCAGGACCUGCGCGGCAAGCGCAGCGUCAUCUUCGGCAACCUGGAGAAGCUCUACGACUUCCACAGCCAGUACUUCCUGCGGGAGCUGGAGAGCUGCUGUAACCACCCGCUGCGGGUCAGCCAUUGCUUCCUGCGACACAAGGACCAGUUUGGAAUGUAUGCAUUGUAUAGUAAGAACAAGCCGAAGUCAGACUCGCUGCUGGCCAGCCAUGGGAAUACCUUCUUCAAGUUGAAGCAGGUGCAGCUGGGGGAUAAGAUGGACCUGGCCUCCUACCUGCUGAAACCCAUCCAGAGGAUGAGCAAAUACGCCCUGCUCCUGAAGGACCUGAUCAAGGAGUGCAGCGAGGCUCAGGAGCAGGAGCUGGGCUACCUGCGUGCAGCUGAGGAGAUGGUGAAGUUUCAGCUCCGGCAUGGAAAUGACCUGCUGGCCAUGGAUGCCAUCCGUGACUGUGACGUACGUUCCGGUGUCCUCCCCUGCCCAGGGGGGCAGAGCCACACUUCUUCCCCUUCUCUGGGCUUGGGGUCUUUGGAUUGUAUGGUAAACCUGAAGGAGCAGGGACAGCUGGUGCGUCAGGACGAGUUCACCAUCUGGCUGGGCCGUAGGAAGUGCCAGCGCCACGUCUUCCUCUUUGAGGAUCUGAUCCUCUUCAGCAAGCCCAAGAAGAUCCAGGGUGGCUUUGAUGUGUAUAUCUACAAGUGCUCCUUCAAGACUGCAGACAUUGGUCUGACGGAGAACUCCGGAGACAGCGGCCUGCGCUUCGAGAUCUGGUUCCGGAGGCGGAAAUCCAGCGACACCUACAUCCUCCAGGCCAGCUCAGCUGAGACUAAGCAGGCCUGGACCAGUGACAUUGCCAAGAUCCUGUGGCAGCAGGCAGCCCGCAAUAAAGGUGUGAUUCCUCCCUGGGGCGUCUGUGCCGCGAAAGAAAUCCGUAUGCAGGAGAUGGUCUCCAUGGGUGUGGGUAACAAGCCAUUCCUGGACAUCAAACCCAGCGAGGCAGCUAUCAAUGACCGUGCUAUCGAUUACAUCAUGAAAGGCAGAGGUGCCAGGACCAGAGCAUCAAUCGCAGUGUCUCAGUUUGACCAUUCCAACCCGUUCAAGAGGACGCAAGCGCAGCUCUCCACUGGCAGCACCCACACUGCGUACAACCCUUCCUCCUCCUCUUCCCUGCUGGGGCCCCUCAACCUCCACAUGUAUGUGAACCAGGCUCUGCUGCCAGAAGUCCUGCCCCCCAGAUGCCCCUUUGACAUCGGCACCUGCAUCGAGGAGGAUGAGCUGGAGCACGAGACGAGCAGCCAACCAUCCCUGACAACAGAGAGCUCAGAGUCAUCGCACUGCAUGUCAGCCACGGGCUCCAGCGGCUCUGACAGCGGCUGUGUCUCCAACGUCCCCCAGGAAAGCUUCUGUGAAGACAUGGGCUCGCCCCCCUACGUGCCCAUAGCCCCACAGCACAGCUCUGCAGUGGAGGGGAGACCCAGGUUCACAAACAGCCAGUACAUUUCUGCAAAAGCAGGCCAGGUCACCAAAAGUCACUCGAGAAUAGUGUGAGCCCCUCGGCCCCGCCUCAGGAAGUGGAGUUGUUGUUUGAUUGCCAUUUCAAACUCCCUGAAGACCUCAGGCCUCUGACCAGCAGAAGGAGAGAGACAGUCUUCACCCAGGAAGAUUUUUUUUUUUUGUUUUUUGGCCUGUACUCAGGCUCUUUCAAACAGCCCAAAACCUGAACCUCUGCCUGGGGGGGAAGUCCCAAGAAGGUUUCUGUCAACUACACUUAAUAGCUUUGGUGUUGGAUGGGACCUUGGGCGUUCCAAACUCGUUGGCCCUAUAUUUAUGAGUAAUAAGUAACAUAACAGUUUGGAGGAAAAAAAAAAAUGUAUUAUUUUUAAAGCUAAGAGCUGUACAGAUUUUUGUUACAAGUGACUCUGUUACUAUUUGUUGUGUAAGCUGCACAUUUUAUAAAGUUUUUGGAAGGGCAUGAAGAGAAACUGAGGUAUUUAAGAAAAGUAGUGUAACUUUCUAUUUCAGGGUUAUAUUGACCUGGACUCAAGGUGUAACGUCCUUCCUUAUGUUCUAAAUAUGUCUAUUAUAGCAAUAAUUUAUUUUCUUGGCUUAACACUUCUGUUUUAAUAAAAGCAGUUUCAUUGUUGUAGUGAAUUGUUUCUUCAGAUGGUUCUUCCAGUGCCUCGGUGCUGAGCUAAUCAUCUCUGUCAUAACCAUCUCUCAGCUCUGCCACUCUCCCUGUGCCAUCUCUGCACUAACCACCUGCCAGCUCAGCCUCGAAAUCCUCAGCUCCUCUGCCAGGGAAGGGGAGGAUUUCCCAGGCAGAGGCUCCCCUGAUGCCAGUGGGAGGCCAAGGCAGACUGAGGAGUUUGGAGCAGCCAGCAGAGGAACAGGUUGUUUUGGAGGUCAGGAGGCACAGGCCAUCAAAGUUCCUGGCUCUGUUUGAAGCCACUUCCCCCUUGUAGCUGCUGUCCCAGUGCCAGUCUGUCUCUCCCUGCUGGGCCAGGUCCCAGGGGCUCCAUUCAGGCUCUGUUGUGCCUUGUCCUGGCUGUGCCCCUGGUUUUGGGGUGACUGGCUGCUUGCUUCACCUCCAACUCAGCCCCUCUCCUGGUACUUCAGUCACAGGGUCGUGGCUUGUUUGAGGAGCUUUGGAUGGUGCUGGCAUCCGAGACCAACAGGGUUUGAGUGUAAAAAGUGUUGAUUAAAAUGCUGAACCUUAAAGUUGCAUGUUGUUUGAAGUAACACAACGUAACUGGAG
Empidonax traillii (willow flycatcher) is the source of this 5154-nucleotide messenger RNA. It is a transcript of the gene PLEKHG4, whose product is annotated as pleckstrin homology and RhoGEF domain containing G4. The transcript has 21 exons. Bases 9 to 3947 code for a protein of 1312 amino acids. Lineage: Eukaryota; Metazoa; Chordata; Aves; Passeriformes; Tyrannidae. Gene Ontology annotation, molecular function: guanyl-nucleotide exchange factor activity. The record is from RefSeq and is a predicted model, not a curated record.